UACAAAUGGAAGUGUGGGUAGAAUCUAUGGAAAGACGCAUGUUCACGCGUAACGAGGCCAAACAAAAUUAAACACGUUACCAUCAAAGUAGCACAAACAUCCAGAGAGAGGGGAAAGGCAGAUUCCGUUGAAUGGAGCUGUUCCCAGCAACAAAUAAAGCCGCUGCACAGCCACAGCAAGAGAAAAUGACAGUUAUGUAAGAGAUUAACCGUGUGGCUGAAGGUGGAGAUGUUUGGAGCGCACAGGCUGCUUCGCUGGAAUUAGUGCCUGUGCACCAUCAUGUGGCUGCUGGCUGAAGGCUGAACGCUGCGACCGAGCCUCCGCCUGUCUCACCGGAGAACCGGGCUCCAUGUCAACAUGCCAACGUUUUCAGUCAUGUACAAAGGAGCGGUGAUCAUCAGCAGGACACUAAUGGGUCCAUACGGAGUUGACCGGGCUGUUCAUUCCAUGGAGUUUACAGACUGUGAGAAUGGCCUAGGAAUUAAAGUGAUAGGUGGAGUGAAGGAGCUAACAGGAGAGGAGUUUGGAGUCUACGUCAAACGGAUUUUACCAGGUGGCCUUGCUUCAACUGAUGGAAACCUGAUGCCAGGGGACCAGAUCUUGGAAGUGAAUGGGGACAGCCUAGUAGGUGUCACAAGUGAAAGAGCUGUGGAUAUCUUGAGAGCAGCCUCUGCAACCAAUCACAUGCGACUUCUUGUAGCCAGAGAUGAGGAAGCAAAGAGAGAAUUUGCUGAUCUGCUAGAGAAAUAUGGAUCUAAUGGCAGCACUGGAUCAACACGGAACUCUCCGAUCCAGCAAGGAGGUCGCUACCUGGAUAGCACAUCAUCCGGUUCCUCGUCACGCUCCCAGAGUCCUUUGCUGUUGAGCCCAGCAGGCUCUCAGAGUAUGUACAACAACAGUGGGCCCAUGUUGCGCUCCCUCAGUCAUCCAGGUGAAGGGGUGAUUCAACUUAUUUCAAUAGCACGAUCCGGCAGUUUAGGCAUCACCAUUGGAGGAGGUUCCAACAGGCCUGACGGCCCUGCAGUCUUCAUCCAGGAGGUCCUGUCAGGAGGAGACUGUCACCGGGAUGGACGGUUGAGACCGGGAGAUCAGCUCAUUGCUAUUAACAAGGAGUCCUUGAUUGGUGUGACACAUGAAGAGGCCAAAAGCAUGCUAAACAAAGUGAAAUUCAGCCAAGAUACUGCUGUGGACAUAGCCUUCAUCCCGGGUAAAGGACUUUUCCCCAGCAGCACGUCUCUUCACAAUGGGCUCCAGCGAGCCUCGGGCAACAGCUACAACUCUGGACGCUUAAAAGUCCACAUCCGAUCACCCGAGAUCUGUGCAGAGGAGCCAGCCCCACCUUCCUCACCUUCUCCUGACAUCUGUCCUCCAGAUAUUCAUGUUUCAGGUUCAACCAGCCAGAGAUCCCCGACAGGAGCAAAACCUAAGAUAACCCUGGACCCUUACAUUCGCCUCAAAUCAGACAAAUUAGACUUGGCCUUGUCCUUCCUUGGUUUGGAUGUCACAGAAGAGAAGAAGAAGCAGCUGCGACAGAGUCUGACCACAGACCCACAAGGCACCGUGGCCUAUGGAGGUGACGUGCAUGCAAGCAGCACACGUACACUCACUGAUAUGAGCCGCACACAUUUGUAGUCGUGUCAGCUGUUGGGUGGAAGAUCUGUGCUGAGGUCCUGUCAAAUCAUGUGACAGCAGCAUGUUUCUUAUUGGCUGUGUCACUUGUGUAAAAUGUCAGAUUGUGUAACCAGCUGUGACUACAUGUUUCCAGUCGUUUGGAGGGCCAGCGUUUACAUCGUAGGGCUAAAUUCACCUGCGUGUACCUGUUAAUGCUCACUGACAGAAAGGAGGGAUGAUAAAGGGUGUGCAUGAUAUUAAACUGUACAGGCAGCUUAGUCUUUAGACUGCAGGUCAAACAUGAGAUCCCAUCCUGACACAUGCCUCCAUGCCACCAAGCUUCCAGGAUGCUUUUCUGUGACAAAGCAGUUGCUGUAAUGCUGAUGACAGCCGCACAGUUUGAGUGUGUAGGGUCCUAUAGGUGAGCUGAGGAACAUGAAUGCUGCAGUGAUGAGUCACCUGACAGGCAGGUUGUUCAGCGUCUCGAAGAACAGAUCAGGUCUGUUGCCUUUUCAUGUAACUCUGUGAUGCUGAGGAGCGUACGACAAAGUAAUGGCUUAAAGAUGUAUGUUACACCUAAAGUCAGUUUUCAGUGUGACAAAGAAGCUUUUUAACCUCGCCACACAACUGUAGUAACUGCCGCAGGUGAUAUUCAGAUGCACACUGAUGCACACUGCUGAGCUAUACCUCAGAAAUACCCCUGACUAAAGCUAUGCAGCCACGUCAUAGCAGUGCAGUGUCUGUCCUGUACAGUCAAAGAGAAGAUGCAGAAAGUGCAUAAAUGUGUUUCUGCCGUGUCUGGUUUCUGGAGCGUUGACCCAGCGGAGGGUCUUUGGAUAUUUGGGCUCGCUGUUGUUGUCAGUGCUUUUCUUUUAUGCUUUUGUGACACACACUA
Messenger RNA from Pundamilia nyererei, 2506 nucleotides. RefSeq names its product syntaxin-binding protein 4. Lineage: Eukaryota; Metazoa; Chordata; Actinopteri; Cichliformes; Cichlidae. Gene Ontology annotation, molecular function: protein binding. The record is from RefSeq and is a predicted model, not a curated record. Bases 358 to 1632 code for a protein of 424 amino acids. The transcript is spliced from 14 exons.